GGGCCAGUGCGCGGUGACGUCAGAAAGGUCGUGGGUGAGAGGUGAUCGGGACACAUCUUGUUGUCUUUGUAAGAGUGGAGCUCGAUCACGCAGCCGUGUCUUCCCUCUUCCCCGAAUCCUCUCAAAACUCCCUCCCGAACCUCCCCCUCUUACCCUCCGGACCCUCGAACCCUCUCCCCUUCCCGGAGCGCGCGUCAGGUUGAUCGCCCGUGAGCACAGAUCCAGGGCUCGUCUCGUUGAUCAUCAUGGACUCUGGUGUGAUUGAAGGAGGGCUGAACGUCACGCUCACCAUCAGACUGCUCAUGCAUGGUAAAGAAGUGGGCAGCAUCAUCGGAAAGAAAGGUGAAUCGGUGAAGAAGAUGCGAGAGGAGAGCGGCGCUCGGAUCAACAUCUCUGAAGGGAACUGCCCCGAGCGCAUCAUCACCCUCGCAGGCCCCACCACGGCCAUCUUCAGAGCCUUCUCCAUGAUCAUCGAGAAACUGGAGGAGGACAUCAGCAGCUCCAUGUCCAACAGCACGGCCACCUCCAAGCCCCCGGUCACGCUGAGGAUCGUGGUGCCGGCCAGCCAGUGCGGAUCGCUCAUCGGCAAGGGCGGCUGCAAGAUCAAGGAGAUCAGGGAGUCGACAGGAGCUCAGGUCCAGGUGGCUGGAGACAUGCUGCCUAACUCUACUGAGAGAGCCAUCACGAUCGCCGGGACCCCGCUGUCCAUCAUCGAGUGUGUCAAACAGAUCUGUGUGGUCAUGCUGGAGUCGCCUCCCAAAGGUGUGACCAUCCCUUACCGACCCAAACCCUCAGGAUCGCCUGUCAUUUUCGCAGGAGGACAGGUGUGUGUGUGUGUGUGUGUGUUAAUGCCACCUGCAGCUCUAGUACGUGUGUGUGUGUGUGUGUGUUUGAUCUCAUCUCAGACGUGUGUUUUGCAGGCAUACGCGGUGCAGGGACAACAUGCCAUUCCUCAGCCUGAUCUCACUAAACUCCACCAGUUGGCGAUGCAGCAGAGUCCGUUUCCUCUGGCCCCCAGCAGCCAAGGCUUCACUGGUAAAUCCCUCUCUCAGACACGGUUGCUCUGCGUCUGCUCCUUUCAUUGGCUGAUUGUGUUUCUCUGUUCUGCAGCUGGUAUGGACGCUACUGCACAGACAGGCUCUCAUGAACUGACCAUUCCUAACGACUUGAUUGGCUGCAUCAUCGGCCGUCAAGGUGCCAAGAUCAAUGAGAUUCGUCAGAUGUCAGGGGCACAGAUCAAGAUUGCCAAUCCAGUGGAGGGCUCGAGCGACCGGCAGGUCACCAUCACCGGCUCACCUGCCAGCAUCAGUCUGGCCGAGUACCUGAUCAACGCACGGCUCUCAUCCGAGGCGACAGGAAUGGCUGCAAACUGAUGCUGUCCGCCCCUUUCUCCUCCAUCACAUUACGCUCUCGAAGUGCAAAAGAAAACCAAGUAUUUUCAACCCCUCUUUUCCUUUCACCCACCCCAAGCUAUGCUUCAUGGAUAUACACAAGUAUUUUAUUUAUUUAUUUCAUGAAAAUGUUUUUAAAAUCCCUUUGCGUACAGUUUUUAAUGUCUAUUUUCUUUGCCUAUUUUGUCAGUUAACAUAACCGUAUGGAAGUGACAGUGGAGAAAGUGGAAAAAUCUGAAAACACGUACAUGUUUUUGUUAUCUCAGAUUUUUCUUAUAAAAACAGAAAAAAAUAAAAAAGAGCAACUACAAAUGAUAGGUUGACCGCUUUCCCUGUAUCAAAGAUUUAUUUAUUUUAAUUUAACUCUAGGAAGUUACAGAUUUUAAAAUCCUAGAAAUGAGCUUUCGAGAAUAAGCUCUGUUUUCUGCAUCAGAUCGAUGUGAGUCUGAGCUGUUUCAGGUCACUUGUGUUUUUUUGGUUUUUUUAAUGGGGGGACGUUUGAAUGUGUCAUUCCUCAAUUUUUGUCUUUUUUUCUUUAUCCUGAAGUUGGGAGAUUUUGUUAGAGGGAGGGAUGGGAGAUGCUGCAGUUUCUGCAUUAAUGACAUUUCUGCUAUAAUGAUGAGUUGAAAAUAUUUCUUUGAGAGAGAAUAUUUUUGUUUAACCCUGUGGUGUAGAGCCCAGACUGGAGGAUUCCCAAUCGACAUUUAUACGAUGAUGCGACUGAGUUACUGAUCAAUUACAUGACUAGAAGGAACUUUCUAGAAUUAACACUAGUUUCCUCUCUGCUCUGCUUGAGUAAUAGUUAUGUUCUCUAUUUUUAUUUUAUUUGUAUUUCUUUUUGUUUUGUUUUCUUGCGGGAGGAAGGAAAACCUAAAACUUUUUUUGUGCACGUUUUCAGAAUAUUGUAGAUUUGGAGUGCAGCUGGAAUGAAGAAUUAAACAUGCAAAAUUAAAACAUGAAAUGCUAAAACUA
Messenger RNA from Carassius carassius (crucian carp), 2363 nucleotides. Its product is annotated as poly(rC)-binding protein 2-like. Gene Ontology annotation, cellular component: nucleus; cytoplasm; nucleoplasm. Gene Ontology annotation, molecular function: single-stranded DNA binding; mRNA binding. The coding region runs from base 246 to 1373 and encodes 375 amino acids. The record is from RefSeq and is a predicted model, not a curated record. The transcript has 10 exons. Gene Ontology annotation, biological process: regulation of gene expression; regulation of RNA metabolic process. Lineage: Eukaryota; Metazoa; Chordata; Actinopteri; Cypriniformes; Cyprinidae.